AUGUCGUCUGAUUCAUCUCGCGCGCCACUCAAACGAGCAUCCCCCUUCGAUAGGUCAGCUCACUCCGAAAGUUCAUGCCUCAUUUCGGGUAGUCUAUUAGAAAAUUCUAUGGCUAACGAAACGGCGUCUACCGCCAUGCUCAGCCUGACCUCAUCAGACGAUAUCCCAGCUGUGGCGCCGCCCGCUGUGGAGCAUGAAGCACCGGCUACGAAGAAGCUCAAACUGACGCAGACCUCAACAUCUACUCGCCCGCGAACGCGAGAAUCGGUGAAUCCGGGCCCCAGUAGAGUAGGCGACGCGAGCGAGCCGGUGCUCCCUCACUUACAGAAGACAGGCGAGACGAAGGCGAGUAGCCAGGUGCUCGACCGGCGCGCUCGUAUCGAAGCUACCCGUCUGAGCCGGGCAGAGGAAAAGCGCCGUCAAGAGAAAUCCCAGUUAAAGUUACCGAGCUUCUUCGCCGUACCAGCUGCCGGUCCGCGGGAUCAGAAGAGUCGACUUGAAGUCGCUUCUACGCUCAUCCCCCUCGCGCCACCCUGUGAUGCCGCACCACACACAUCUGACGCGUCCGUUUUGCCAGCUCGCCUUCCUUCGCCCACUCUAUAUGACAAGCUGUUUCCUGCCUUCUUUGUUCAGAGUGGCGUCAGCCUUGCACCGAUCUCUCGCCCUCCUAUUCUGCCUCUGCCCAAGGAUCAGGUGCCUGGCAUGCAAGAUGGCGCUACUGAGAAACGCUGGCCCAUCGAGAAUGUUCGCCAACGCCUCCUCCGGCUUCUCCAGCUUCCCAAGAAGCACCGGGGCGCUGUUAGAGGCAAACCGAUAGUUUCGGCGCGCCAUCUCAUGGAAGGCUUGGUUUCUCAAAACGAUCGCCACGCCUACUUAAAGUCCACGUCAGGAAAUGCACCUGAUAUCCUCCGAACCAUUCCUGUUAAGCUUUUAAAAUUCUAUGAAGACGUUCGGCCACCCUACCGUGGCACCUUCACGGCUAAUCCUAUCGGUGGUCCGCGUCGGCUGGCGCGCAACCCUUUCUGCCGCGCCCUACCUAACUUUGACUAUGACUAUGACAGCGAAGCCGAAUGGGUUGAAGAUGAAGAAGGCGAAGAGCUCGGCAGCGGUGAUGAGGAAGAUGAUAUAGACGAUGAAGAAGAUCUUCAAGAUUUUCUCGAUGAUGCCGAUGCCGAUGCCGAGCUCACACCGGUCCAUAGCCCUUUUUCUGAAGCCGAGCUUGUACCCAUUAGCAGCGGAAUUUGCUGGGAAGAUUCGCGCGGCUUGCCAGCGCGGCCAGAACUAUGUCUCUAUCGCCUCGAGAUCAUUCAUGCCAGUGUCAGGCCCCCGAUAGAUCCCUUCUCCUCUGCCUAUUGGCCCCCGCGCUCUCCACCGAGCGUCAGCAUCAGCGUACCCACACAAUCAGCCGCUGCACUCGUCUCCCAAUCCCAUCCGUCCGGCCACUCGCCACCACCUCGCGCACAACCCACUGUCAGUCAGCCCUCGGUCCCUGGCAAAAGACUCUUAGCCCCUUCAGAUUUGGAAAGCUUUAAAAGUAUUGUAGUCGGUAGCGAUCUUUCCAAGAUAGGACUGAUUGAGGUCCUUAAAAAACGUUUGCCUGGGCGUCCUGCCGCCGUGAUCAAGGCCACUUUAGAGACAAUGGCUCGACGAGGUCAAAAGGGACAAAAAGAAGCUGACAAGAGAUGGGCUCUAGUAGAACUCUCAUCGGAAGCGCCUACUAACUAA
Messenger RNA from Blumeria graminis f. sp. triticale, 1725 nucleotides. The record is from the annotation of a GenBank genome assembly. Lineage: Eukaryota; Fungi; Ascomycota; Leotiomycetes; Helotiales; Erysiphaceae.